Molecule: messenger RNA, 1524 nt
Organism: Dichomitus squalens LYAD-421 SS1
Lineage: Eukaryota; Fungi; Basidiomycota; Agaricomycetes; Polyporales; Polyporaceae
Product: MFS general substrate transporter
Exons: 14
Coding region: 1-1524 (507 amino acids)
Biological process (GO): transmembrane transport
Cellular component (GO): membrane
Molecular function (GO): transmembrane transporter activity
Source: RefSeq, a predicted model, not a curated record
AUGUCUUCUGAGACGAUGUCACGCAAAGACUCCAAGGACCCAGAAGCUGUCGAAGUCCAGGAGAUCAAUGCGAACGUGUAUCGUCCGGAGGUGGAUACUUCUGCCAUCGAUGAGAAGAAGCUCAUGAGGAGGAUCGACUGGCACGUGGUGCCAUGGCUCUCUGUCCUCUAUCUAUUGAACUUCCUUGAUCGGGGGAGUAUCGGCAACGCCAAGUUGUAUCAUAUGACGGCCGACCUCCACAUUACCGACAAGCAGUACUUGAUUGCAUUGACAGUCUUCUUCUUCCCGUACUCGUUAUUCGAGCCUCCAAGCAAUGUUGCCCUCAAGAAAUUGAGACCGUCGAUAUGGCUCUCCUUCAUCAUGUUUGUGUGGGGCAUUACUAUGACUAUGCAUGGGCUCAUUACGAACUAUGCCGGCCUUGUCGGACUGCGAUUCCUGCUCGGGCUCGCCGAAGCGGGACUUUACCCAGGAGUUGUCUUUUACAUGUCCUGCUGGUAUCGUCGUAACGAGCUAGGCACGCGUGUAGGGGUAUUCUUCUCCUCUGCGACUAUUGCAGGAGCAUUUAGUGGACUUCUCGCUGCUGCCAUCGCGAAGAUGGAUGGCGUUGGUGGCAAGCCGGGUUGGGCAUGGAUAUUCAUUCUUGAAGGCCUCUUCACCGUGCUCUGUGCUAUCGCGUCCUUCUUCAUUCUCUCGGAUUUUCCCGACACCGCGAAGUUCCUUACAGAGACCGAGCGCGUCUGGGUCAUCCGGCGGUUGCAAGCUGACAUGAAGUUCAGCGCUGGCGGAGAGUCCUUCAAGAUGAAAUACGUAUGGCAGGCUCUGUCCGACUGGACUACUUGGCUAGCAAUGGGUAUCUACAUGGGCUUCGACGGUCCAUUGUUCGCCUUCUCCCUCUUCACACCAACUAUCAUCAACCAGCUUGGAUUCCAAGCUACUGCGGCCAAUCUGCUCUCUGUCCCGGUCUAUGCGUGGGCAUGUAUCAUGACUGUCGUCGUCGGGUUCUGGGGAGAUAGAGUGAAGAGUAGGGCAUGGAUCAAUCUAGGCUUGUUCGGCAGUGGACUCAUCGGCUACAUCAUCCUCAUCUGCUCGAAGAACCCGUCAUUAUCGUACUUUGCAGUGUAUCUCGCAGCAUCCUCGAUAUACCCUACCAUACGUACGCACGCAUGGGUAGCAAGUAACGUCGAAGGUUCCUACAAGCGCAGCGCCGUGCUUGGCAUGGCCAUAGGGUGGGGCAAUUUGAACGGCGCGGUGACCUCCAAUGUCUAUCGAGCAGUCGACAAGCCGUGGUAUAGACUCGGGCACGGGAUUGUCCUCGCGUACAUCGCCAUUGGCUGGUUGUGUUCGCUAACAUAUUACUUCCACCUCAAAUAUGAGAACGCACGUCGGGAACGAGGCGAUCGCGACGAGGUCAUCGAAGGUACCGACAACAAGCAUGCCGUCGAGAGCAAUGGCCACUUUGAGAACAUCGAGGCAGCAAGGAUUGAGAAGGGAGAUAAAUGGAGUGGCUUUCGCUAUUCUCUAUGA